CUAACUCGUGUUUAGCUCAGCUUACUGUUCGCCACAUGAUGUCUUUAGCUCUGUAGCUUCUACUAUCUGACAGUUCUAGUAUUUAUACCUACAGUUCAGCAACUGGCCCUUGAGUGCAAGCAUUUGAACGGCUUCUAUCGCAUUUCUCUUUGCUUCAUACAGUCGUGUUAUUGGAUUUUAUUUCUGAAGAUUUUCUAGUGUUUGAAAUAAAGUGGACUGGGAUAUGAAACCUUUAAUUCUUCAAGGCCAUGAGCGUGCAAUCACUCAAAUUAAAUAUAACAGAGAAGGAGAUUUAUUAUUCACAGCAGCAAAAGAUGCUUCACCUAACGUCUGGUUCACAAUAAAUGGUGAAAGGUUAGGAUCAUAUGAUGGUCAUCGAGGUACAGUCUGGGCAGUUGAUGUGAACUGGGAUUCAACCAGAGUCCUAACUGGAGCUGCUGACCAGUCGUGUAAAUUAUGGGAUUGUGAAACAGGUGUCUGUGUGAACACAUAUCAAACCAAAUCAUCAUGCAGAAGCGCAAAUUUCAGUUAUUGUGGAAAUCUUGUUGCAUAUACAACAGAUAGACAGAUGAAGCAUGAACCUAUGGUAUCAGUGCAUGAUAUCAGGCAACCAGCUGAUGCAGAACCUACACUACAAUUCACAAUGGAUACCAAAUCAAUAUCAAAACCUAUGUGUUCAUUAUGGGGACCUCUGGAUGAAUAUAUUAUAACGGGACAUGAUGAUGGAACAUUGGCUCAUUGGGAUAUCAAAACUGGCGAGCAGCUUCAUUCAAUCAAGGAACACACAGCAUUGAUAAAAGACAUGCAGUUCAACACUGACCAGACUAUGUUGAUUACAGCAAGCAAAGAUAAAACUGCCAAACUCUUCGACACAGCAAGUCUACGACCACUAAAGACAUUCAAGACAGACCGACCUGUAAACUCAGCAGCUAUUUCUCCUGUUGCUUUACACGUUGUGCUUGGAGGUGGUCAAGAAGCAAUGGAGGUCACAACAACAAGUACAAGAGUUGGAAAGUUUGAUGCCAGAUUCUUUCAUAUGGUUAUUGAAGAAGAAUUUGGCAGGGUCAAAGGUCAUUUCGGUCCUAUUAACAGUCUGGCAUUCCAUCCAGAUGGUAAAAGUUAUUCCAGUGGAGCUGAAGAUGGAUUUGUCAGAAUGCAGAAAUUUGAUCAAAAUUAUUUCGAUUAUCAAAUAGAAUGUUAACAACAAACUUAUGUAUAAAAUUUUUGCUUGCUUUUGCUCAGCACUAUAUUUUACCGCCUAUUUUGAGAUGGUGGGGGAAGAAGUUCCGGAGAAAGAGACAAUGUUGCCCAACUUCUGAAAUUAUUGCUACUGUAUGUUUUUGAAAAUAAAAUUAUGGACGUGGUGGUGGCCUUCA
Molecule: messenger RNA, 1376 nt
Organism: Styela clava
Lineage: Eukaryota; Metazoa; Chordata; Ascidiacea; Stolidobranchia; Styelidae
Source: RefSeq, a predicted model, not a curated record